Molecule: messenger RNA, 1450 nt
Organism: Suillus plorans
Lineage: Eukaryota; Fungi; Basidiomycota; Agaricomycetes; Boletales; Suillaceae
Exons: 2
Coding region: 121-1116 (331 amino acids)
Source: RefSeq, a predicted model, not a curated record
AAAUUCUAUCAUUGACACUGACAGCAACACAAUUGAAUUCAUCACAAGCUGAGUUCUGUGAAUGUAUAAAGUGUCUACGCUUUUUGGACAUUAAAUUCGCUUGGUUUUGUAUCCUCUGCGAUGUCGUCUUCCCAAGCACACGACCCCUUCGAACUCGACCUCGGCCUACGAACAGGUAUACCCGCCAGUAAUCCGGUUCAGUACGUUGCUCCUACAUUAGAGGACACGCUCCCACGUACAGGCUCUCAGCAUACAGGAGAGUCUAAUCAGGACCCAACCUUUGGCGAACAAACCCAAAGUGAGACCACACUCGACAUCCCAACACAGGUGUUGUCGAGAGAACCCUCAUUCGAGCCCCAGGAACCACCUUCUCGCUCAUCAGCUCCGUCCCCCGCUCCCACGGAAAUCAUCCCCUUGGACCUCACUCAAGAGGAAAUCGUAGAAGAAAUCCAGAAAACGGGAAUAAAAGUUCGCGAUUUUGCCCAUGAGGCCGUUCCAAUUCCGCAGCGCGCUGUCGAGCUCUUUGAUCCAUUACAGGCGUGGAACACGUACGAGACCGUAAUUUCGCACCCCACUAUGAUGCGGCCAUGUCUUCCGGGGAAAAUCACACGUCGCCUGCUUGAUAUUGGCUGGCUUAAGAAAGAAGAUGAAGAGGAGCGAUGGAGUAAUAAAGACAGGGAAGCACUUGAGGCCUACGACAAACGACCGCAUUACCCAUGGCGCGCGUACAACCUUCCCAAACCCAAGCGGGAGGUGCUUGCUAAGACGUGGAGAAUGAGGUUUCAAGAGAUUACCGCUGAACAAAUGCUGGCGACGAUCUCCAGACCCUUCUCUAGAUUCAGGGCGCCUUCUGAGUUUGGCGGAAACAUAGAGAAAAAGCGUAGUGCCACUGCUGACCAAGAUGUGCAAGAUGGGGACGUUUCUCCGCGGACCAAAAAGCGACGUUUGGAGCAGAAAGACGCAGCGUCUUUGGCACCAAUGCUGAGCCAGCCACCUGUUUUAAUCAAUGGUCGGCCACCCCAACAAUACCCAGCCGGCAAUCCUGCAGAUAUGCAGAAGCCAUCGUCCUCCUUUCAACCAACUUCUACCCGUACGCUUCAGCGCGUAUCGUCGUAAUUUAUGCUACGUUGCGAUGGAUUGCCCGCGGCGAUUCUCACUGUGCCACUCCUGUCGUUUGCCUUUCUUUGACAAUAAUUGCCAAUACGCGUCGUAAAGUAAUGUUGUGACUGUAUUACCUUUUUACUUGCUUGGGAUGAGGUAUCUCCGGAGAUUGUAGCAUUGCUAUCAAGUUAGCCGUACUCCGUGUUCCUUGUAAUAUUCCUUGUAAUGUUUUUUUUUGUUCUAUUCACUUUCCAAACUCUUCCGUGAAAAUAAUCAGAUAGACACGUGAUAGCGACGUCGAUCACCGAUCAUAAUGAUAUAGAUCAUAAUCGAAAUUGCUGAACGGAGA